Sabethes cyaneus is the source of this 1017-nucleotide messenger RNA. RefSeq names its product cilia- and flagella-associated protein 36. The coding region runs from base 1 to 1017 and encodes 338 amino acids. The record is from RefSeq and is a predicted model, not a curated record. Gene Ontology annotation, cellular component: ciliary base; axoneme. The transcript has 4 exons. NCBI's taxonomy places the organism in Eukaryota, Metazoa, Arthropoda, Insecta, Diptera, Culicidae.
AUGACUGAAGAUAACUCGUGGGUAUUCGAUUCCCUGGUCUGUUUCCUGCAUGGUCCGGUUUGGAAUGCACCGCUGCAAACUUUCAUCGAGGAUAAAUCGAUAAUCUUCGACCCGAAUGUAACCGCCGACGAGGAUAACCCGGAAUUCCGCAAGGUGCACGAUGAGUACAAGAAUCUGGUUGACUACAUGCUUGGCUCGUUCAUGGAGGAAAUGCAAAUCACGCCGGAACAGUUCGAGUUCGCCUGUCUGGAAGGCCGCAACACGGUGGCAGCCGAAAAGUACUCCGCGACGCAGGCUGGGGAAAAUGAAGGUGAUAAAACGUUUUCCUUCCACCAAGGCUUAUUUCAACAGAUUUGGGCUGCGAACGAUAUUCGUAUCUUUAUCCGCAUGAUGACGCAGCGAAACGUGGAAAUUCAACUGCAGGCACUGGAUUUGAUUGAACGGCGGCAAGCUUCGCAGGGAGCAUCGGUUGAGACUGAUGAAGGUGCGGUUGGACAGCAGACGUCAACCUCUGAUAGAUUCCAGCCCGAACAGGAGGUUGCGAUUGAAAGCGGGCGUGCAGAGAUUGCAGAAGGAAGCACGUGUGACGCUGGCAUUGAGCAGGAUAUUAUUAGGUCAGUUGAGGAUGAGGUAAAGGUUAAGCCGUCAUUUGGACCCGCAGACAGCGUUCCCACAGGUGGUGAGAUCGACAGUGUGGACGAUAAGUUUCAGCGUUUGAAUCUGUUUUUCGAACAGGAUACGGUGAACAACGACGACAUGAGAAAUAGGCAAGAGUAUCUGCGUGCACAACGGGAUAAAAUUCUUCAAAUUAAGAAACAGGCUCGCGCACGCCAGCUGAACGAAACUAUCAAGCGAAACGAGCGACCUGCCUCGGCGCAGGCUGCUCAAAAGAUUCUGGAGAGUGGCGUACCGUUCGGUGGUGGUUCAGCUCAACCGGAAACGUUGCCAGAGUCCUCACUGCAGCUACGUAAAAUGCUUGCCGAGAGGUUGCGAAACGAGAUUGUCGAGCAAAAGUAA